AUGGAUGCAAAUUUACUUCUAAAGUGUUUUGCUGAAACACUUCAAGCAGACGUGACCUCACGUACUGCAGCAGAGAAACAAUUGAAGGAAAUCUCAGUGCAGCCUGGUUUCUUGGGUGCAUGUCUUGACAUAUUGGAGACUCAAGAAACUCCGGCUCAUGUCAAAAAGGCUGCUGCAGUUUAUUUCAAAAAUAGGGUUGUUCGGUACUGGGCGUCAAAGGACACCAAUUUAAGAGUCGAUGAAGGUGAAAAACCUGUGGUGAAAGACCGAAUAGUUCCAGUUUUACUUGUUGUCGAUCACAGUACAAGACAACAAAUCUUACCAGCAUUCCGAUUAUUAGUAAGUCUCGAGUUUGACAAUUGGAGCAAGUUAUUAGAGCAAACUGGACAAUUGUUGCAAGAACUGGAGAAAUCUGAAGACUAUUUAUACACAGCUAUUCUUUGUCUAGUGGAGAUUACAAGAAAGUUCAAAUGGGCAGAUAAUCAAAGCAGGUCGAACAAAUUAGAUCCCAUUUUGGAACAAACCUUCCCAUUUUUAUUGUCCAUUGGUAAAUCACUUUUGAGUCAACACGAAAACGGCGUUGAACUCACGGAAACGAAAGCUGAGAUUUUGAAACUCAUCUUGAAAUCUUACAGAUUUGUUACAUACUAUGAAAUUCCCAAUAUGUUGAGGGAGCGUGACCAGCUCUUGCAAUGGGGCGAGUUCCAUGCAUCCGUUAUCAGCAUGAAACCACCAGCUUACGCAGCCAAUACUGAUGUAUCGGAACAAGAAAAGAGUUUGCUCCAAGUUGCCAAAUGCUACAAGUGGUCAGUGGCUAAUAUCUUGCGACUCUUUAUACGUUAUGGAUCUCAAAACUCAUUGUCUAGAAAGAUUGCAUAUCCCGAGUUUCUCAAUGUGUUUAUAAAUGAGUUUAUGCCACAUUUCUUCAACCACAUUUUAAAAGUUGUUGAGGAGUUUUGCCAAGGUGUCAGGUGGAUUGGAUUGACUGAAUUAUACCAAUUGCUUGAGUUCUUGAGCCAUUGCAUUAGUGAAAUGCCCACUUGGAAAUUGAUCAAACCACAUUUUGAAAUUUUAAUGCAUCAUUUUAUUUAUCCUGUCAUAUGUCCAUCCGAUCAUUUGCUCGAGACUUUUGAAGAUGAUCCCCAAGAAUACAUAAAUCUAUGCUUUGAUACAUGUGGCGAUUAUGAUAACGAGAGAUAUGCAGCUUUAGGAUUCGUCACGACUUCUUUGCUCAAACAUGCCAAGUUUUGUCUUCCACCAAUUACGUUAAUGAUUCAGCAAGAAUUAACGAAUGUUCAAAACGACGAUUCGCUUGAAAGUGCUAAAAAGAAAGAUGGACUCAUGCGUAUUCUAGGUAGCAUUUCUGGCUAUCUUGUUGAUGAUGACUCGAUUGCACCACUAUUAACUACAUUGGUUGUUCCAAACUUUAAAACCGCACACGAGUUCCUUAAAGCAAGGACUAUUGAAGUAUGCUCGCAGUUUGCUGACGUUCAAUUUGCACCCGAUGUACUUGCUGUUAUAACCCAUGGCAUUUUAAACAAUUUUGACGGCGAUGUUUCCUUGCCUGUGCGCUUCAAUAGCGCCUUGUCAAUUCAAGCAUUUAUUACCAAUGAGGAUUCCAAAAAUGCUCUUUCGCAAACAAUUCUUCCUGUCAUGUCCAAACUCUUGGAAUUGUCGAAUGAGAUUGACAAUGAUGCCAUCUCCAUUAUAAUGCAAGAAUGUGUCGAAAGUUUUUCGGAACAGUUACAACCAUUUGGUGUUGACUUGAUGAGCAAGCUAGUCCACCAAUUUUUAAAGCUUGCUAUAGAAAUCAAUGAGGCUUCUAAAGUGGAAGUUGAUGAUUUCGAUGCAAACUAUGAAGAUCAAGGUGACAAGGCAAUGGCAGCUUUGGGAUUCUUAAACACCAUGAUUACUGUUUUGUUAUCAUUUGAGAACUCGCAUGAAAUCUGUGUCAAGUUGGAGGAGAUCUGUGCUCCUGCUAUUGAUUAUGUUUUGGUCAACCAAAUGGAUGACUUUUUUGCUGAAAUUGGUGAAUUGAUUGAGAAUGCAACUUUUUUGUUGAGAGCCAUUACCCCCAUUAUGUGGAAAAAUUUCAAGCUUCUUUAUGAUAUUUUCGAACAAGGGUCUGGUCUUUUGUAUGUUGAAGAGUUGUUACCUUGCUUGACCAAUUAUAUGAUUUAUGGGAAAUCUACUAUAAAGAAUGACGAAAACUUGCAAAAACAUUUUUUCCAAUUGCUCAAUGUUAUUGCUGCUUCGUCUCAAGAAGAAGAAGUGGGUUCAAUUUCAGACUUGGUUUUGACGUAUGAAUUUGCAGAAAACUUUAUACUCACAUUGGAGGAGAAUGCUGCACCAUAUGUACCCCAAAUACUAGAGGUGGUAUUAAGCAAUUACCACCAAUGUGAAGAAAGGAAAUUAAACGGUACCUUUACCGUCAAUAGUAAUAACGUUAUUAUAGCGUGCCUUGUUUAUAGCACUGAGGCUACCAUUGCGAUACUCAAACAGACCAACCAGUUUAGUACUUUCUUCAAGAAAUGGUUGGAUUCAUCUCUUGAAAGGGUUUUUGAUUUGAAGCUUUCGCUUUUAGGAUUGAUGAAACUCAUUUCUAUUAAUCAAUUGGACUCCGAUAUUUCAUUAGCCGUAUCCGGUAAGAUCCCAUCAACGUUAAAACAACUCGUUACCUCAAUCACCAAUUUGGAGAAAAAGAGGAAAAACAUUGAUGAUUUCAAAGAUGAUGUGAAUUUGAAUCUUGAUCAAGCACAACUGCUGGUGCAAACUCAAAAUUCUAUACAAAAUAAUUCGUUGGGUGCAGAUGACGAACAGCAACAAGGCGAAUCCGGAUAUGAGGAGGAUUGGGAAGAUGAUGUUGAAGCAACAAAGAAAUACAUUGAGUUUUUGAACAAUGAAGAAUCCCAAUUGACUGGAUCUGGUUUCCAGGAUGAGGAAGAAAUCUACGAGGACCCACUCGCUCCAACGCCAUUGGAUGAAGUUAACAUUUUUGAGCUCUUUAAAUCCUUUUUACAUGAAUUCCAGCUGGCUGACCCCGACAAGUUUAAUGUUCUCUUUGGGAAUUUGAAGGAUGAAGAUCAAAAAGUAAUAAUUGAUGUAGUGAAUACAUAG
Lodderomyces elongisporus is the source of this 3117-nucleotide messenger RNA. It is a transcript of the gene NMD5, whose product is annotated as Nmd5p. Gene Ontology annotation, biological process: protein import into nucleus. NCBI's taxonomy places the organism in Eukaryota, Fungi, Ascomycota, Pichiomycetes, Serinales, Debaryomycetaceae. The transcript has a single exon. Gene Ontology annotation, molecular function: small GTPase binding. Gene Ontology annotation, cellular component: cytosol; nuclear envelope. The record is from RefSeq and is a predicted model, not a curated record. Bases 1 to 3117 code for a protein of 1038 amino acids.